Molecule: messenger RNA, 2672 nt
Organism: Malus domestica (apple)
Lineage: Eukaryota; Viridiplantae; Streptophyta; Magnoliopsida; Rosales; Rosaceae
Product: probably inactive leucine-rich repeat receptor-like protein kinase At5g48380
Biological process (GO): protein phosphorylation
Molecular function (GO): protein binding; ATP binding; protein kinase activity
Source: RefSeq, a predicted model, not a curated record
AACAGUAAAUAGCAGUGAAACGCUCUCUCAAGGUCAAGAAUCCACUGAGCCAAAAGCACUGCAGCAGUCCCCAAGUCGUCGCUAAGUUUGACAAAGAUGGCCGUGCCUUCUUUAACCCGUCGACCCUCUCUCAUUUCCUCUCUUUUCUUCUCAAAUCCCGUCCCAUCCAAACCUUGUUUUCCUUUUUCCUGCUAAAUCCACCCCCCAUUCACACACCCUUUUCCAAUUUCCCCAAAAAAUUAUUGAGUAUUUAUUUAUAUAAAUCGUAUGGUGCACUAGCUUUUUUGUUGACUCUGGAAGUCUUCGUCUUUGUGGAAAAAGAAGGAAGCUUUGUGGAUUCAAGAACCCCUCUCUGGGCUCUUCUAUUCAUCUGUGUUUUCUGCAAGUGAAUAAUCUCAGGGCUUGGUGUUACUAAUGCUGUGGUGUGGAUUCAGUAUAUUGAGCUCUGGUAACAAUAAAUAGCGAAUUUAGGCGAUUUUUGAUGGCUUUUUCGAUGUAUAUGUUGUUGAAUGGACGAGAUCCUGGUAUUUUCUUUGGUGGUGUGGUCUGGUUAUUGCUUAGUUGUAGUUUCAGCUUUGCUGUUGAGAGUGAUAUAAACUGCUUGAAAAGUCUAAAAGCAUCGCUUCAGGAUCCUUUAGGCUACUUAAACUCAUCAUGGGAUUUCAACAAUAAGACCGAAGGUUUCAUCUGUAACUUUCUGGGAAUCGAGUGUUGGCACCCUCAUGAAAGCAAAGUUUUAAAUAUCAAGCUUUCGGAUUUGGGACUCAAGGGCCCGUUUCCUCGGAGUGUAGCAAAUUGCACAAGCUUAACAGGAUUAGAUCUUUCGAGCAACAAGCUCAGUGGACCUCUUCCUGAAGAUAUUGGUAGAAUUAUUUCGUUCAUUACAACUCUUGAUCUUUCAUCUAACAGCUUCUCAGGGCAUAUCCCAACGAAUCUUUCCAAUUGUAGCUAUUUGAAUGUGCUUAAGCUUGACAGCAACCAGUUGAACGGUAGCAUCCCUCUACAGCUUGGUCAGCUCGGUAGGAUUAAAUCAUUUAGCGUGGCAAACAAUCAGCUGUCUGGCCAAGUCCCAAACUUUGGUAACAAUAGUGCAGUUACACUAGAAAGUUACGCAAACAAUGCUGGACUUUGUGGGAAGCCUCUUGAUCUGUGCCGGGGAGUUAAAAAGAAGUCUAACAGUGUAAUUAUUGUGGCAGCUGGUGUUGGUGGUGCAACGUUUGCAGCACUAAUUGUGGUUAUUUCCUUGUUGUUCUUUGUGCGUAGAGUGUCUGCAAGGAAGAAGGAAGAGGACCCUGAAGGGAACAAGUGGGCUAAGAGUUUGAAGAAAACGAAAGCCAUCAAGGUUUCCAUGUUUGAGAAGUCGAUUUCUAAAAUGAAGCUGAGUGAUCUCAUGAGGGCCAGCAACAGUUUCUGCAAAGAUAAUAUCAUUGGGACAGGAAGAACUGGAACGAUGUACAAAGCAGUGCUCGAUGAUGGCACUCCACUUAUGGUCAAGAGGUUGCAGGAAUCUCAACAUUCUGAGAAAGAAUUUCUGUCUGAGAUGGCUACUUUGGGAAAUAUAGGGCACCGUAAUUUGGUUCCUCUUUUAGGGUUUUGCACAGCAAAGAGGGAAAGACUUUUGGUCUAUAGGUACAUGCCUAAUGGUACCCUCCACGAUCAGCUACAUCCUGCAGAUGCUGAAGGUGCAAAGAUUAUGGACUGGCCAACUAGGCUAAAAAUUGGGAUAGGGGCAGCCAGAGGAUUAGCAUGGCUCCACCAUAACUGCAAUCCUCGAAUUAUCCACCGGAACAUAAGCUCCAAAUGCAUCUUACUGGAUGCAGAUUUUGAGCCCAGAAUAUCUGAAUUUGGACUAGCUAGGCUCAUGAAUCCAAUUGAUACACAUUUGAGUACGUUUGUGAAUGGGGAGUUUGGGGAUCUCGGAUAUGUUGCUCCUGAGUAUACACGAACUCUAGUGGCCACUCCAAAGGGAGAUGUUUACAGUUUCGGAACUGUACUUCUUGAGUUGGUGACCGGUGAGAGAGCUACCCACAUUUCUAAAGCCCCUGAAGACUUCAAGGGAAAUUUGGUGGAAUGGAUUACACAGCUGUCAGGCAAAUCUCAACUCCAGGAUGCGCUCGACAAAUCUUUGGUUGGGAAGGGUGUGAAUGAGGAGCUUUUCCAGUUUCUUAAAGUUGCGUGCAACUGUGUGGGGCCUAUUGCUAAGGAGAGGCCUACUAUGUUUGAAGUGUACCAGCUUCUAAGGGCCAUAGGGGAGAAAUAUAACUUCACAAUCGAAGACGACAUGCUGAUGCCAACAGACAAUGGUGAUGGUGAUGGUAAUGGCGAACUUAUUGUUGCUCGAGAGAUGAUUGAGAUGACCUGAAAAAGGUAAGAGUAUAUUAGUAUAUGGCCAGUACCCUUAUGUAAUUAUCUGUUUUUGUGUACUGCAAUAAGCAUUAUUUACAUAUAUGGUUAUGCUUUAGUUAACGUUUGGACCUGCUUUCUUCGACAUACAAAUGUAUAAUCGUCAUGUUAGAAGCUUUUAAUGUGUAAUGCGAGUCCCUUAUAACGCAACUUGUUUAAUAUUCUUCAUUAGAACAACCUUUCAGUAAAUUUGUGAGGUGUGUAGUUGCAUUUGUAUUGAAUGUAUUCUUUCCUAUAGAAGGAAGACGACACCAAGAUUCUGUUCUUCA